Molecule: messenger RNA, 618 nt
Organism: Dioszegia hungarica
Lineage: Eukaryota; Fungi; Basidiomycota; Tremellomycetes; Tremellales; Bulleribasidiaceae
Exons: 4
Coding region: 1-618 (205 amino acids)
Cellular component (GO): cytoplasm
Molecular function (GO): glutathione binding; glutathione transferase activity
Source: RefSeq, a predicted model, not a curated record
AUGGGUCUUGAGCUCCAGAAGGGUGAGUCUAGUAUUGAGCUCAAUCAGACGGACCUGCAAGCUGAUGAGCAAGACUUCAAGAUUGACCAGGCCGACUUCUCGCAGCUCAAGUCCCCUGCCUGGCUGGAGCAUCAACCUUUCGGCCAGCUCCCGUAUCUCGUCGACACCGAAACCGGCGUCGAGAUCUUUGAGACGCGAGCCAUGAUCCGAUAUGUUGCCAGUCGAGUCAAGUCACCCCUCCAACCUACUGCUGACGGGGACUUGGCCGCCUACGCCCGAUACGAGCAAGCUGCGCAGAACGAAGUUACCCAAUUCAUGGGUCCGACGGACGCUAUGGCGCAUGAGAUAGGCUCAAUCCACGCGGAUAUUGCCACAAACGAGCUCAUCCGCAAGCAGAAAGCGGUCCUUGCCAAGAAACUCGAGGGGUAUGAGCGUAUCUUGUCCAAGCAUAAUUACCUCGAUGGUGAUGUCUUGACUCUGGCUGAUCUGGCUCACCUCCCGUAUGGUGCGAUCGCUGCUAAGGUGAAUGGGUCGCUCCCAAAUGUCGCGCGGUGGUGGAAGGAGCUCGAGUCGCAUCCUGCUUGGCUCAAUACCAAGGACCUUGGUCACAGUAGCUAG